Ectocarpus siliculosus is the source of this 845-nucleotide messenger RNA. The record is from the annotation of a GenBank genome assembly. NCBI's taxonomy places the organism in Eukaryota, Phaeophyceae, Ectocarpales, Ectocarpaceae.
UUGCCGUCUGCCUCUCUCGAGGGUAAGCCAUGUCCUCCAACUACAACGCAAUUGUUGAUGACCAACCGGGGUUAAGGACUUUUGCCUCCGGCAAAGAGGAUGGACCUGUUAUUCUCUUCGUUCAUGGUUGGCCGGACGACCAUUUGCUCUGGGAUGCUCAGGUGACUCACCUAAAGGAUCGCUUCAGGUGUGUGACGACAGAUCUGCCUGGCUUCAGCGGCGACGACGCCCGAGUCGAGAAGUGGGGCUACUCGACCGAGGAGGUGGUGAAGCGGAUCGAGAGGACGGCGGAGAGAGUAGGGAAUGGACAGCCCAUCAUACUGGUCGCCCACGACUUCGGUUGCAUGUACUCGUUCAAGUUCGAGGCAAAGCGGCCGGAUCUGGUGCGCAAGAUGGUUGCCAUCGAUGUCGGAGGGGCGAUGAAACCGAGCAUCUGCGGCGCCAUGCUGAUGGUCACGUACCAGCUUUGGCUCUGCGCGGCGUUCUUGCUGGGGCGCCCGAUCGGAGACGGCAUCGCUCGCUCCUUCGCCUGGCUGAUGGGGUCGCCGUCGGGGGCCCGCAUCGCGCGCGCCUCCACCUGCUACCCGUACUACCACACGUGGAAGCACAUCCUCUGCUCCGGGGAGAAGGUCAGGCCCAUGAUGCCGCAGUGCCCCCUGAUGUUCCUGCACGGCACCGCUGGCGUGAAGAAGAUCAUGACGUUCCACGCGGCUCGUUGGGCGGAGAAAGUCCAGGAGAAGGAGGGCUCCUCGUCACAGGGGAUACCCCAGGCCUCGCACUGGGUCACGAGGGACCAGCCCGAGGAGGUCAACCGCAGGCUUGAUGAGUUUCUCGCGGACAUGUAG